AUGAACAGCGCUGUGUUUAAUCAUUCGAACUCUAAGUUUACUUGGAAAUAUAACGGCACAGAAAGCAAGGAGACUUGUCCAGAUCAGUGCAGUGGUAAAGAUUGUAGUGAAGGAAUGUCAUGUGAUUGUUUUCCUAAUUGGCCGCAUGUACCAUCUAAUAUCAAAAUGUUAAAAUUAGUUGGCCGUGGAAGAGUAAAUAUCAUUUGUGAUGCUUUUGACAGUUUAAAUCAUUUGAAACUAUUGACACUAACUACCUUUGCUGGUAUGGACACGUGUGAGAAAUAUUUCCAGGCUCAACGUUUUUCACUACAGGGUUUAAUACUAUAUAGUAAUGCCAUUGCAGAGCUUCCAGUUAAUCUGUUUACUAACCUACAACAACUAAUAUAUCUGGAGCUAACUGAUAAUGGCCUGAAACUCUUGCAGGAUGGCAUUUUUGCAGGUUUGGCCAACUUAAAGGUACUAGUAAUAAUAGAAGAUGAAGUUCCAAACAUUGCUGAUCAAUCCUUCUCUGGACUUAAAUCGCUAACUGCUAUCACGUUUGCUAUUUUUCAUAAAGUUCCUUUUGACAAAAAUAUUCCAGGAAUGAUUUCAAUGACAAGUCAAACAGAAGAACCUGAUUAUGUAUGUGUGCCCCCAACGUUGGAGACAUUGGUUACUAAUGCUGGCGAUUUUUUUGUAAAUGACCUCAUUGAUGCAUUAAGAAAUUCACCAGAAAACUCGCUCACAAAAUUGCAGUUUAAAAGACCACUCAAAAAACCUAAUGUUCUUAAAUUACAAAAGAACAAGAUACAACGGCACAAAAAACAAUUUUAUUCCGAGUUUAAUGGAUUAUCUAAUUUGGAAGAUUUAAAUAUUUCUUACUCACCUCUUUACUCGUAUUCUAAAGACAUGUUUAAAGGCAUGAAAAAUCUCCGUGUACUAGGACUCUCGGGUACUGGGGGUACAGGACUAUGUGGGGGUGAUUUAGACGACAGCUUGCUGAGAAACGAUUUGGCAAAGCUCGAAGAACUAGGAGUAAGUGAAUGUAAAAUAAAUUUUAUACCAAACACAUUUUAUUUUCCGAAAAAUCUUAAAAGAUUAUAUUUAAGUAAAAAUCGUUUGACGUUUUUCGAGGCAUCCACCCUGAGACAUUUGAACAUGACAUAUUUAGAUUUGUCAUCUAACCGUUUACCCGGUCUAUCGGAUGAAAUGUGGAAAGAACUAAAGAGAUUAAAAUUUGAUAAUCCAGAGUUUCUGGUAGAUUUAUCAUACAACGACUUUCAAUUUAUCUGCACGUAUGUUCAAAGUCUACAUUUCUUGGUGACUAACACACAAUUGAUUGUCUACAAAUACGGAAUCAAGUUCAAAAAGGAAGACAAUACGUAUUUAAAAUACUCGGAGAUGGUCGCACAACUUCCUAGAUUGACUCAAAACUGUCUGAUCAAAGAAAACUUCAGCUUUGUGUUGACGACAUUUUUCACCCAUCUCCUGUGUUUGCUUGUUCUGGCCGUGUUUUUCCAUUACCGCUGGAAGCUGAGGUACCUCUACUUUAUUGGUCAACGGCGGCUACACAUCGGUGGACGUUUGGUCAACUACAACCCACAGGUUGAUGUCUUCAUCACCUAUGACGAGGGUGAACCAAGAAUCCGACAGAUUGUAAGAAAUAUAAUCCUCCCUUUCCUGAGAGAGAAGAACAUCUCUUACAUUUUAGGAGAAGUGGACUUUCCAGGUGGGGACAUGGUGUCACACAUCAGUGGAGCUAUAACUGGCACAAGAAAAACGUUGGUCUUGUUGUCUGAAGAUCUUUUCUUGGAUCACUACCGAGAGUAUGAGAUGAACCUGGCCAUCAUGCGAGAGUUCAAUGUACGAGAAACUGAAAUAAAAUCUUUGACUCUUUCUGGAAACAAUAUUACAUUGGACCCAACAUUUCGUUACAAAAAGUUUCCUCCAAAGUUGGAGGCACUGGUCACUGAAGGUAGUUUUUUUAUAGACGUUUUCAUUGAAGCCCUGAGAGAUUCACCAGAAAACUCGCUCACAAAAUUAGAUUUUAAAAGAGCACCCAAUAAACUGAAAGUUCUUUUAUCCCAUCAGAACAAGACACACAGUAAAAUAAAAAGAGUGAAUUCCGAGAGCAAUGGAUUAUCUAAUUUGGAAGUUUUAGAUAUUUCUUACUCUUUUUCGAAAUAUGAUUCUGAAGACAUGUUAGAGGGCAUGAAAAAUCUCCGUGUACUAGGACUCUCGGGUACUAAGGGUACAGGACUAUGUGGGGGUGAUUUAGACGACAGCCUGCUGAGAACAGAUUUGGCAAAGCUCGAAGAACUAUGGUUAAGAGAUUGUCAAAUAACUUUUAUACCACGCACAUUUUAUUUUCCGAAAAAUCUUACAUUAUUAUUUUUAGGUAGAAAUAGAUUGACAUAUUUCGAGGCAUCCCUGCUGAGACAUUUGAACAUGAAAUAUUUAGAUUUGUCGUUCAACCGUUUACCUGGCUUCUCGGUUGAAAUGUGGAAGGAGCUGAAGAGAUUUAAAUUUGAUAAUCCAGAGUUUCUUGUAGAUUUAUCUCACAACGACUUACAAUUUAUCUGCACGUAUGUUCAAAGUCUACAUUUUAUGGUUACCAACACACAACUGUAUACCUCCGCAAACGAAAUUAUGUUCAGAAAGGAAGACAAUACGUAUUUAAACUACACGGAGAUGGUCGCACAACUUCCAAGACUGACGCAAAACUGUCUGAUCAAAGAAAACUUCAGCUUUGUGUUGACGAUAUUUUUCACCCAUCUCCUGUGUUUGCUUGUUCUGACCGUGUUUUUCCAUUACCGCUGGAAGCUGAGGUAUCUCUACUUUAUUGGUCAACGGCGGCUGCACAUUGGUGGACGUUUGGUCAACUACAACCCACGGGCUGAUGUCUUCAUCACAUAUGACGAAGGUGAACCAAGAAUCCGACAGAUUGUAAGAAAUAUUAUCCUGCCAUUCUUGAAAGAGAAGAACAUCUCUUACAUUUUAGGAGAAGUAGACUUUCCAGGUGGGGACAUGGUGUCACACAUCAGUGGAGCCAUAACUGGCACAAGAAAAACGCUCGUCUUGUUGUCUGAAGAUCUUUUCUUGGAUCACUACCGAGAGUAUGAGAUGAACCUGGCCAUCAUGCGAGAGUUCAAUGUACGAGGUCAGGUUAUCGUUCCUGUCUUUGUUGAGAGGGUCGACAUGAAUACAUACCCACCUGAAGUAGAAACUUAUUUAAGGAAUCAGCUGUACAGGUGUCUGGUCUACAGAAAUAACCAAAUUUUCUGGAAACUUCUGUUACAUGCUAUUAGAAAUGACAAGUAG
This is a messenger RNA of Physella acuta, 3300 nucleotides long. RefSeq lists its product as uncharacterized. The record is from RefSeq and is a predicted model, not a curated record. Lineage: Eukaryota; Metazoa; Mollusca; Gastropoda; Physidae. Gene Ontology annotation, molecular function: signaling receptor activity; protein binding. Gene Ontology annotation, cellular component: plasma membrane. Gene Ontology annotation, biological process: signal transduction.